AUGAUCGACACCAGCGACAACACGGUCACUGUGUGCAUGGACUUCAUCAAGAGCCGGUGCUCCAGAGAAAAGUGCAAGUACUUCCACCCUCCGGCUCACCUCCAGGCCAAGAUCAAAGCCGCCCAGCACCAGGCCAACCAGAGCGCGGUGGCUGCACAAGCUGCCGCGAUGGCUUUUCCGCAUGGCGUUCUCCAGCCUUUACCAAAAAGACCUGCGCUCGACAAAACUAACGGAGCUUCGUCAUUGUUCAACCCAAACGUCCUGCACUAUCAGCAAGCUCUGGCCAACGCACAGCUGCAGCAACAGGCCUUCUUCCCCACCGUUGUGAGACCUCGGAGGCAAGUUGAGUCUCUGUGUAUCUAUGGCAACCUCUUGUCCUUGAUCGCAGGAGCAGUAGGGCCAGCUCCGCUCCACAACUGCAAUUCCAAAUAUCAAAGAUGUUUGAUCUGA
Messenger RNA from Knipowitschia caucasica, 450 nucleotides. Lineage: Eukaryota; Metazoa; Chordata; Actinopteri; Gobiiformes; Gobiidae. The record is from the annotation of a GenBank genome assembly.